This is a messenger RNA of Papilio polytes (common Mormon), 658 nucleotides long. RefSeq lists its product as uncharacterized. The transcript has 4 exons. Lineage: Eukaryota; Metazoa; Arthropoda; Insecta; Lepidoptera; Papilionidae. The record is from RefSeq and is a predicted model, not a curated record. The coding region runs from base 57 to 632 and encodes 191 amino acids.
UAAAGUCACUUUUGUAAUAAUUUGAUCAAUUUAAGUGGAAAGUGCUAUUAUCAAUCAUGAAUUGGGAAACUUUCGCGCCUAAAAAAUUCUUUUGUUACUAUCCACUAAGUAAGGGGACUUUAUUCAUAGCAAUAGUGAUGUCUUGUUUGGCUAUGUUAACCGGGACCUCUAUAAUAAUUCAAGUAAUAACAGUGCAAGGGAUCCAAUGUGAUAAGUUUGUUCUACGAACUGCUUAUGGAUUCGGUAUAUCAGCACUCACGUAUAACCUUCUUAUGGUUUUAGUUAAUUUAUGGCUCAUUUGGGCAGUGAAGAAGAAAAAGACUACGGUUGUAAUAAUUUGGGUGGUGGUGACCAGCGUGUGGCUCGUCAAACUGCUCGUGUUAGUCAUCGUCUUGAUGAUCGUCCACGACAUGGAAGUGGGCAAGACGGGUGGCACGUUGUGUAUGAUCAUUCAAUGCUUAUGCUUUGCUGUACUGAUAUAUUUCAUUUUCGUGGUCUAUGGAUAUUGGAUGGAGAUAAGUAAACAGAAAAGAGUAAGAAUCGUUGCAGAUGCUGCUAAAGAAAGUACUAAAGAUGUUGCCAAAGAAAUUAAUAAAGAACUACCUAAAGAUGUUGCCAAAGAUAAGCUUUGAAAUUUAAUAAAUGUAAAUUCCUUUAA